Messenger RNA from Notodromas monacha, 5462 nucleotides. The record is from the annotation of a GenBank genome assembly. NCBI's taxonomy places the organism in Eukaryota, Metazoa, Arthropoda, Ostracoda, Podocopida, Cyprididae.
UUUGUUCUCGUUCGUAGGUUUGAGUGAUAGUCGUAAAAUCCGAGCUAAUGGGGAAAAUGUCGCAAGACGAUUCUGACCAAGAGAAGCUCUUGGACACGGCAUUGAGCGAAGUGAAAAGUCAAGCCUUUCAGAUGAAACGAUGCUUGGACAAAUCAAAGCUGAUGGAUGGACUCAAGCACGCAUCGAACAUGCUCGGCGAACUCCGUACUUCCCUUCUGUCCCCUAAAACGUACUACGAACUUUACAUGGCUGUUACCGACGAGCUGAGGUACUUGGAAACUUACCUGACGGACGAGUUCCAGGAAGGGAGAAAAAUUGCAGACUUGUACGAGCUAGUUCAGUAUGCCGGUAACAUCAUCCCCAGGCUCUAUCUCCUAAUCACCGUCGGGCUCGUGUACAUAAAGACGAAGUGUCAUUAUAGGCGAGAUAUUCUGAAAGAUCUGGUGGAAAUGUGUCGAGGGGUUCAGCAUCCCCUGAGGGGCUUGUUCUUGAGAAAUUACUUGCUGCAAGUGACGAAGAACGUUUUACCCGAUGGCGAUUUGGAUCCGAAUUCUCCGGAUGAAGGCCAAGGUAGUCUUCUGGACUCCAUCGACUUCAUUUUGAUCAACUUUUCCGAGAUGAACAAGCUGUGGGUCAGAAUGCAGCACCAAGGCCAUAGCAAAGAUAAAGAAAGAAGGGAAAAGGAGCGCUUGGAGCUGAAGAUUCUGGUAGGAACGAACCUGUCCGUGUUAUCUCAGUUGGAUGGGAUAAAUAUGGAAAGGUACAAGCAGCAAGUGCUGCCUGCUAUUCUGGAGCAAGUUGUGAGCUGUCGAGACUACAUUGCUCAGGAAUACCUCAUGGAGUGUAUUAUUCAAGUAUUCCCUGACGAGUUUCACCUGGAGACCUUGAACAAUUUCCUGAAGGCGUGUGCCGAACUUCUGGCAUCUGUCAACGUGAAGAAUAUUCUCAUCAGUUUGCUGAACCGACUCGCGGCAUUUUCUCAAAAAUCAGAUGCCGCUGGAAUCCCACAAAAUGUGCACUUGUUCCAGAUUUUCUCUGAACAGGUCGCAUUGAUCAUUGAAGCUCGCCCGGACAUGCCUCCCGAUCAUAUUGUCUCUUUGCUGGUGUCCCUCGUGAACAUGGCGCAGAAGUGCUAUCCGAAUCGAAUGGAUUACAUCGAUACAGUUUUGGAAAGUGCUAGAGAAGUUGUUAAAAAAUUAUCAAUGUCGAAGGUGGAGUUUCAAAGUCCGGUUGGGCAGCAGCUGGCGGCUUUGCUCCAAGUUCCGAUUGCGAGCUACAGUAUUCUUGUGGUGCUAAAGUUGAAGAACUACGUUCCCCUGCUCGAAGUUUUUGACUACAGGGGGAAGAAGGAGAUAGCCGUGUAUGCUGUUAGUACACUCCUUGAGCAGGAAACCGAGAUUGAAACGGCGAGUGAUGUGGAUCAGCUGUUGACGUUGAUAAACCCCUUGAUUGCUGAUCCUAGUGGUGAGGAUGAAAUCAUCGCUCUCGCAGAGGAAGACAAGGAAGAAUUCGAGGAAGAACAAGGCCUUGUUGCGAGGCUCGUCCACUUCUUCAAAGUUCCUGAAGACUCGUCGCCAGAUAAUCAGUACCAUGUGCUGAAUUGUGCAAAGAAGCAUUUUGGCACCGGAGGGAACCGUAGAAUCAGGUACACGUUACCACCACUGGUCUUCCAGGCCUAUCAACUGGCAUUUCGCUACAAAGCCAUACAGGAGGAGGAUGAGAAAUGGGAGGCCAAGUGUGAGCGCAUUUUCCAGUUCUGCAGGAGUAUCAUCAUUGCUCUGCUGAAGGCCGGAGAAGAGCAUUGUCCAGCUGAUGUACCUCUCCGUCUAUUCCUCCAAGGAGCCCUGGCAGCGAGUGAACUCAAUUUUGAGAAAUCGGAAACUGUGACCUAUGAAUUCAUCUCAGAAGCUAUGACAAUUUAUGAGGAAGAGAUCUCUGAAUCCAAAGUGCAGCUGCAAGCGAUCACGUUGAUGAUUGGCACCCUGGAAAGAAUCAACUGUUUCGGGGCGGAAAACCACGAAACUUUGCGCAAAAAAUGCGCUUUGAGUGCUGCGAAGCUCCUGAAGAAACCGGAUCAGUCCAGGGCCAUGUGCUUGUGUGCGAAUUUAUUCUGGUCUGGAAAGGCGAAGGAAGGUGAACCUGCUGCUUUGAUGGAUGGAAAAAACGUGAACGAGUGCUUGAAAAAAGCUUGGAAAACUGCUGGGAGCUGCAUGGACAAAGGUGUACAAGCCCAAUUGUAUGUGGAGACGCUGAACUCCACUGCUUACUUCUUUGAAAAGGGCAACGAAUUGGUGGGAGUGGAGCAGUUGAACCAGUCGAUCAAGCGAAUCAGAGAAGAGUUGGGUCAAGUGGACGCUGGAGACGAGACAGAUCUGAUCCAGCGUCACCUCAGUAACACUCUGGAACACAUGAGGAUCCGGGUUGAUUCUCAGGAAGAAAGCCUCCGGUCUUAUGCUGGGAUUGAGCUAAAUUGCGUGCCAGUUAUGUCAAAAACCGGGUCUCUGGCAUUGUACAAGCAUCUUUUGAGACAGUGUGAUAAAUUACCAGAGAGCACUCGUCCUUAUUACAAGAACUUCGUUAGGCAGGGCUUCACGCAACAUCGUGACGAGGCAGAUCCGGAAAGAAUCCGAGAAAUCGUCGAACGGUCCUACAAAGACGGAGAAUGGAUUGUUCAAAAGGUUGGAGCGCUUGAGACUUUACUUAGCGUUGGCGCUCUGCGUGAGACCUUGGAACUUCUUAUCGCUUAUUUUUCCUCCGUAGUACAACCGGUCAUGAAGCAGAAGUUUGCCACGGCAGUGACCAUCCCGGAGAAUGUGAAACCGUCCAGAAGGUUUUUCUCGGCAUUAGCUAUCUGGAUCGGUAAGCCGAAUGUGGUGAACAAGCGAGUUGGUGGAACGAUUGAGGAAGGUAGGUUCAGCGUAAGGAUUCAAUGUUUCAAGGACCUCGAGGACAACGCGAGGAACUUGCAAAAAUGUUUGUCUCUCCGAAACUUUCACUCGGAGAACUCCAAGUUGGUCGAGGAAAUGCUACCGAUGUGUGGACCCGAACCCGGCAGAUCAGUUGAAGUAGUUUGCAGAAGGUUUAUCCCCAGGGGAUCAGUUUAUGCACAAGUUCUGGAAUAUCUCUUUAUUGAUCAUGUGGGAUCUGCUUGUUUAUUCAUCCCCGUUGAGUCACCUGGUGAUUCAGAAUUGCGAACUGACAUCAACACCAUGCAUCCCUAUGCCUUCAAACUUUCCAAAAAUGGGAAGCUUGUUUUGAUGCUCUGCUCUGGGCAAAACCAAGGAUACGAAUUCAUCUCAGGAAAAUUGUUCUCGAAGAUGGUUAACUGGAUUUCAACUGGAGCCCCCAUGAUGAGUGAUGUUGAUUUAGUCGCCGUGCCUUCUUCGUUGCUCCUAGUUGACGUGGUGGAUUAUUACUUGAAUUACGAAAGACUGAAGAAAACGUACGCUCCUGCGUUAAAAAAGGUCGUGUUCAUUGGAUCAAACGCUCAGAAGGACAUUCAUGAAGAGAUAGGAAUAGCUGCUUACUUGGUUUCGUUCUGGAAUAAACGUUUCCCGGGAAAGAAGCCAUCUUUUGUAGAUCUUGGCUGUGGGAAUGGUAUUCUCCCUCACGUUCUCUACUUCGAAGGCUAUCCAGGAUUUGGAGUUGAUCUCAGGAGUAGGGAAAUGUGGAAUUUUUUGGAGAAUAGUAAUCUUUAUUUGAAGGAAGAAGUAGUGACACCGCGUUCAAGUUACCCAAAUGUUGACUGGGUGAUCGGAAACCAUAGUGAUGAGUUGACCCCCUGGAUUUCCGUGAUCGCUUUCAAUUCGUCACCGGAAACCAACUUUUUUGUUCUUCCCUGUUGCCCGUUUGACUUCAAUGGGAAGUUUUCACGGGGUACGAAUCCGUCCCAUUUCGGAGAAUGCGACUCUUGGACUAACUCUGUGUAUUCCUCCUACAAGCAUUAUUUGUGCGAAAUUGGAAAGGAAUGUGGGUUUGACGUGUUGACUGACCGCCUGAGGAUCCCGUCGACGAAAAGAGACUGCUUUUUGGGACUGGCAACCCAGGGAAACCGAGAAGAGACCAAGAGGCAUGUUGUGGAGCUUAUGAACCUUGGAAGUGCCGCUACGAGCUUCACGCCGAGAGAUAAAGCUAUUCCUGUGAGGAACUGUACCAAAAUAGACCCCGCAAUCGUCAGUUUGGUCGUGAAGACAGUUUCGGAGCUGUUGCUCAAUUCCUGUCGUCCUGCAGUGCAUUCUAAAUCGGAUGCAAGGUGGGGUGCCGGUGGGACAGUGUCUUUGAUCGAAAUCGUCAAUGCUCUUCCCGGAGAUGUCCUGCAGACCUUGAAGGACCAGUGUGGUGGAUUACAGACUCUGAUUAGGAACCAGCACUUCAUUUUCAAAGUUGUGCAAGGCUGGGUUGAAUUCAAACGGCCGACACCUAGACAGAAAAGUGACAAUGUGCCUUGGAAGACACAAUUUUGUUGGUUCAAGAUGAACCAUCCUGACGGAUGUCCGUUGGAGGACGACCAGAAAAUCAUGAUGUUCAGUGACAUAUGGACCGCGAGGCCGUUCAACAACCAGUACAGGUGUUAUUCGAUUUCCAUGUUCCCUGGGAAAGAACGAGCGCAUGUUGACAAGGGCGGGAAGAUCAUCAUGCCACCCUCAGCCCUGGACCAGUUGUCACAACUGAACAUCUCCUAUCCGAUGCUCUUCAAGCUGACGAAUGAAUCUGCGGACCGAGUUACUCACUGUGGUGUUCUGGAGUUUGUCGCUGAAGAAGGGAAACUCUACAUGCCGCACUGGAUGAUGCAAAACCUGUUUUUGCAAGAAGGAGAGUUGGUGCGCGUUCAGACUGCUACUCUGCCGAGGGCGACUUUCUCGAGGUUUCAGCCAUUGGCCUUGGGAUUCUUGGAAGUUACGAAUCCGAAAGCUGUUUUGGAGAACGCUCUGAGAAACUAUGCUUGUCUCACCGCGGGCGAUGUCAUCGCAAUUCACUACAACGAGCAUGUUUAUGAGAUUUCUGUGUUGGAAACGAAACCUGCUGUUGCCGUCAGCAUCAUUGAGUGUGACAUGAAUGUGGAGUUCGCUCCUCCUUUGGGUUAUGAUGAGGAUCUGAGACCUUUGAAAGAGAGCAAAGGUCCCCUUACCAAAGCUUCUCAAGAGGCCGUAGCUGCGGCAGCUUUACGCAAAGUCUCUCUUGUGCCAGAGGCCGCUAAAACCUCGGAUUUCAAGUCGUUCACUGGCCAGGGCCAACGUUUAGUGAACCGCAAAACCGUCGACGUGGAAAUGGAUGAAGAGUCUUCAGCGGAGCCUGACACUCAAGCAGGUGUACCCGACUUCGAGUGGAAGUUCGGAACGUUGAAAUUCAUGCCCGGCGUGAUUCUGGAGUAUCCUGACCAGGUCAAGGAUACGGAUGCAGAAAAUGCCUUCAAAGCUUUCAGUGGGUCGGGACAAACGCUGAAGCCGAGCGAGCAGGAUUAG